Geosmithia morbida is the source of this 864-nucleotide messenger RNA. RefSeq names its product Glyoxylase or a related metal-dependent hydrolase, beta-lactamase superfamily II. The coding region runs from base 1 to 864 and encodes 287 amino acids. NCBI's taxonomy places the organism in Eukaryota, Fungi, Ascomycota, Sordariomycetes, Hypocreales, Bionectriaceae. The record is from RefSeq and is a predicted model, not a curated record. The transcript has a single exon.
AUGCCGAUCGGCAUCCGCAUCAUCGAGACGGGCAAUAUCAGGAUCCGUCCGAGCCAGAUGACCCAGCCUCCCGGAAAUGUUCUUGUCCGCCGUCUACGGUUUCUCUCUGACAGGCGAUGGACAGAACCCAUCCCGAUUUUUGCCUUUGUAAUGACCCAUUCAGAGGGAAUCUUUCUCUUUGAUCUGGGCGAAACGCCGCGGUGCGUUCACCCCGGAUACUACCCCUGGUGGCAGAUUGGACACCAUUGCGUGUCCGUGGACAUCAAGGAGAGCCAGGGCCUUGGCUCUCAGCUCAGAGAACAAGGCAUCAACCCCAAAACCGACAUCAAAGCCGCUGUCAUGUCUCACCUACACGGCGACCAUGCUGGUGGUCUGCCCGACGUCCACGGAAUGACCGACAUCUUCGUCAGCCAAAGCCACUGGGACGCAUUUCAGAGCCCAAUAUAUGCGACAUUGGAAGGCGCAAACCCGGCAGCGUGGCCGGAAGACUUCUCGCCCUCUAUAUUACAGCCCACAGGACCUGCGAUAGGUCCAUGGACCUUCAGCUACCCUGUUACCAAGGACCAAAAGAUACUCGCUGUCGACACACCAGGCCAUGUGCCUGGUCACAUCUCCUUGAUCGUCAUCGAUGAUGACGUUACCUACUUCCUGGUUGGGGAUGCCGCGUACAGUCUGGAGUUGUUGGAUAGUGAGUCUAUUGACGGCAUCAACUGUGAUCCAUAUGUUGCCCUCGAGUCCCAAAGGAAAAUCAAGGAGUUUUGCAGCUGUAGGAAUGUCGUCGUCCUCCCAUCACACGAGUACGAUUCCGUACGCCGAUUGGAAGAAAAACAGGUUUACCGACCGAGCGAGAGAUCGAGGGGGUAA